Molecule: messenger RNA, 846 nt
Organism: Cinclus cinclus
Lineage: Eukaryota; Metazoa; Chordata; Aves; Passeriformes; Cinclidae
Gene: CAPG
Product: capping actin protein, gelsolin like
Biological process (GO): actin filament severing; barbed-end actin filament capping; actin polymerization or depolymerization
Cellular component (GO): cytoplasm; actin cytoskeleton
Molecular function (GO): actin filament binding; phosphatidylinositol-4,5-bisphosphate binding
Source: RefSeq, a predicted model, not a curated record
AUGCACACCACUCUUCCCAAAAGUGGUUCCCCUUUCGGCCCUGGUGCCACCAGCCUGGGGCUGCUCUGGCAGGUGGAGCAGCCAGUGGAGGUCCUCGAGGCCACCAUGGGCGUUUUUGUUUUCUUUUCGGGGAACAUUUACCUGGUUCUGCACAAUGGGCUGGAGGUGCAAGCCCUUCACCUGUGGGUGGGCCAGGACUCCUUGCACGAUGAGCAGGGCACCUGCGUCCUCCUCUCCACCCAACUGAGCUCACUGCUGGGCAAGCACCCUGUCACCCACCACAAGGUGCAGGGCAAUGAGUCCAACCUCUUCAUGGACUGCUUCCCCCGCAGCCUCACCUACCAGACCUUCAUCAAUGUCCUGGAGCGUAGCAGGACACAGGAGCUGGCUGCUGCCCUCUGGGACAGUGAGCAGGGUGGCAAAGCAUGCCUGGAGAUUGUGGCUGAUGGCAAGGAGCCACCCGAGAUGGUCCAGGUACUGGGACCCAAGCUCCCCUUGCAGGAGGGCAGCCCUGAGGAGGACGUGGUGGCUGACCAGAGCAACAGGGGCGCGGGAUACAAGGUGUCAGAUGCAACAGGGUGCAUGGACCUGACCAAGGUGGCCAUGAGCCUGUUCUGCCCUGAUGACUGCUUUGUGUUGGACAGUGCUGCUGGUGGGAUGGUCUUCGUCUGGAAAGUUGCCCAGGGAUGGGGACAGAGGGCCAACAAGGGGGAACACUAGGUGACUCUGAGGGUGGCUGAGGAGGUGAUCGCUCACAUGGGCCACCCACCUGAGACACAGGUGGAAAUCCUGUCCUAGGGCCAUGAGACACCCUUCUUCAAGCAGUUCUUCACCAGCUGGAAAUGA